CAUAUAUAUAUAUGUAUGUAUGUAUGUUGUCUGAAACUGGACAGAACUCCAAUUACUACAAUCCAAGCAAAGGAAUGAAUCAAAUAGUAUGAAAUUUCAAACACUACAUAUAUUCCAAUUCCAUCUCCUACAACAAAUUGAGUGUCGGAAAAGAACAAACAGGUAAGAAAUGAGUGAUGGGAUCGUGCAGAGGUCUAUUGCCAGCCUCGGCAAAGGAUUCGACCUGUCCUCCGAUUUCCGACUCAAGUACUGCAAGGGCGACUCCAGGCUCAUCCUCCUCAACGAAACCGACACCCGGGAGCUGUCCGUCCCGGGUUUCGGAUCCUUCGACGGUGUCUCCGUCGACAUCAAGUGCGACAAGGGUGAUCGAAUCAGGUACCAGUCCGAUAUCCUCGACUUCAAUCAGAUGUCGGAAUUCUUCAACCAGAAAUGUUCAGUACCCGGAAAGAUCCCGUCCGGGAUGUUCAACUCGAUAUUCGGGUUCCAAAGCGGGUCGUGGGCGGCUGAUGCUGCAGAUGUGAAGUGUUUAGGGCUUGAUGGAUACUUUAUUGUGUUGUUCAGUGUGCAUGUGGACAGAUAUCCACUUGUUCUUGCUGAUGAAGUAAGAAACGCCGUUCCUUCUACAUGGGAUCCUCGUGCUCUUGCAAGAUUUAUAGAAAAGUAUGGAACUCACAUAAUAGUGGGGCUGGGCAUAGGAGGACAAGAUGUGGUAGUAGUGAAGCAAGACAAGUCUUCCAACAUGGAACCUUCACAGCUGAAGAAGCACUUGCAAAACCUUGGGGAUCAGUUAUUCAAUGGGACAUGCACUUUUUCUCCACACCAAUUCAAAAAUAAAGAACAAAAACACAAGGCGCCGCAGGCCUUCAACGUCUUUGAUCCACAGUCCACUCCUCUCACCACUUACGCCUCCAUCACUGCAAAAGAUGGAAUCAGUGUAAUGUGUUGGAGACGAGGAGGAGAGGGAUCAGUGAGUACGCAUUGUGAAUGGCUGCUCACAGUUCCAUCAAUGCCUGACGCCAUACAUUUCAACUUCAUUCCCAUCACUUCUCUUCUUAGGGGCGUUCCUGGCAAAGGUUUCUUAUCCCACGCCAUCAAUCUCUACCUUCGUUAUAAGCCUCCAAUAGGUGAUUUACAGUACUUUCUGGAUUUUCAAGCACAUAGGAUAUGGGCCCCAAUUCACAACGACCUCCCAUUGGGCCCAAUAAGAAAUAAGGCCCUUCAAACGCCAUCACUGCACUUCAAUUUGAUGGGCCCAAAGCUGUAUGUAAAUACAAGUCAGGUGACGGUUGGAAACACACCCACACCCGUCACCGGAAUGCGCCUCUAUCUCGAGGGCAUCAAAUGCAACAGGUUAGCGAUACACCUGCAGCACUUGGUAAAUCCCCCAGUUCUUCUCCAAGACAAGCUACAAUUAGGCUCUCCCUUGUGCCGUGGAUCCGAGCAAUUCCCCGACAACCAUCGCUACUUCGAGCCCGUCCAAUGGAAGAUGUUCUCCCACAUCUGCACAGCCCCCGUCAAGUACGACCCCCGAUGGCUGAACGAUCCAGGUCCGGAAACCGUCUUCAUCGUCACCGGAGCUCAACUCCACGUCAAAAAACACGAAUCCAGAACCGUCCUGCAUCUCCGCCUAUCCUAUUCCAGGGUCACAAACUGCUGCAUUGUUCAGUCGAACUGGAUGCAAUACGCUUCCGAAAACCACUCCAUCAAAUCGGGGUUUUUAUCGUCCAUAAGCACUUCGCUAGCCGGGAACGCCGAGAGGGAAAAACCAGCGCAAGUGAUUGUGGAUUCGGGGGUUUACCCGACGGGGCCGCCGGUGCCGGUGCAGACGCAGAAGCUGUUGAAGUUUGUGGAUACGUCGGAGAUGAGGAGAGGGCCGUCGGAUAGUCCGGGUCAUUGGCUCGUAACGGGAGCGAAACUGGAUUUGGAGAAGGGGAAGAUAUGCCUCCGGGUGAAAUUCUCUUUGUUGAACCUGUGUUCUUGAAGAAAAUGAAGUUGUGGCAGAAUCGUGUUAUGAAUGGGGGAAGCGCGGAAUCGUGGUUUUGCGAUUUAAUAUGGGAAAAAGUGUGUGCCAUGUGAAUUUAUAAUCUUCUUGUGAUUGAUUUAAAUGACAAAGAAAUAAUCAAUGACAGGAUAAUAUGAAUUCAGUGGAUUAGAGUUUAGUUAUAGAGUUGUGGAUUGAAUGAGGGAUACGAGUUGAGUUGUAUAAUAUAUGUAUCAAGUAUUUAUUUGUAAAAAAAAUAAGUCAUAACUUGAUUCUUUA
Molecule: messenger RNA, 2260 nt
Organism: Sesamum indicum (sesame)
Lineage: Eukaryota; Viridiplantae; Streptophyta; Magnoliopsida; Lamiales; Pedaliaceae
Product: MAC/Perforin domain-containing protein
Biological process (GO): regulation of salicylic acid mediated signaling pathway; plant-type hypersensitive response
Cellular component (GO): plasma membrane
Source: RefSeq, a predicted model, not a curated record